GUUAUCACUAAUUUUAUCGUAGGUACUAGGUAGUAGUGGUAGCACAUAAUAAAGUGGUAGUACGAAUAAUAAUCAAUUAUCAAAUCAACCAACGGUUUCUUGAUGUUCUUUCUCGUGUAGUUUGGUGUUCAGGAUUCAGGCAUUCAGCCACAAUUUAUAAAAAAAAUGAGUGCUAAACGAAAAAAUACCUCAAUAUUGAGUUUUUUUUUCAAAAAAAACCAAACCAUCUGCUGAUACUUUAGAAUCAAAUAGUGACCCAUCACCUUUACCACAAAGUGAGACUAUAGAGUCACAAAACCUAAUUUUGUAGGUACAUUGUACAUAGGUAAAUUCAGAAAUAUAAAUAUUACAAUUACAAAUAUCUUUUUAAGUUAUUUGUUUAGAAAAUAUGUGUAAAAACUUAAUCAAUAAUCAACUGUCAAAAAGGCGUUUGUGAGUUUAUGUUUUAAAAAUUAUCAUUAACUAUGACUAAGGUCCAAAUCAUCUAUGAUGGAAAAUGUUGAAGAAGUAAAAAUUCACUCUUCAAAAACACUGCUUAGUAAAUGUGUUAGAAAUGAUGUAUCAUGUUAUGUUGGAAAAACAGUAUCAAUGUCAAAUGAUGAAAAACUUGACAUUUUGGAUCAUUUAUGGAUACCUAAUGUAAGCUACAACUUCCCAAAAUCUGGUAAAAGAAAUUUGAAAUUUCAACACAGCUGGUUGUAUGAAUUCAAAUGGUUGGCUUACUCUGACAUUGAAGAUGGUGCUUAUUGUAAAAUUUGUAUUUUUUUUCCUUCUCCUAAUAUAUGUGUAGGUAAGGGAUCACACGAAGCUACUGGUCGCUUGGUUUUGGAUAAAUAUGACCACUGGAAAAAUGCUAAAGAAGAUUUUAAAAAACAUGAAAAAACCGACUAUCACAAGUUUAAUCAGUUACAAGAAAAAAAUGUCCUAUCUAUAAAAGAAAAAAAAACCAUAUCUAUAGAUCUGCAGUUAAAUGAAGCCAAAAAAAAAGAAGUUUUGGAAAAUCGUAAAAAAAUACUUCCAAUUAUAAAAACUGUAUUAUUAUGUGGGCGACAAGGACUGGCUUUGAGAGGGCAUUUUGAUCAUGGUCUUAAAUCUUUACAAACUAAAGUUGAUAAUUCAAAUAAAGAUGAUAAAACACUAAAUGAAGGUAAUUUUCGUGCUCUUUUGAAGUUUAGAAUUGAUGCAGGUGAUUGCGAUUUGGAAAACCAUCUAAAUACUGCUUCCAAAAAUGCUACUUACAUUAGUCCUAGAGUACAGAAUGAAAUAAUAUCAAGUUGUAACAAUAUUAUUCUAAAAAAAUUAGUGGACCAAAUUAAUAAUGCUGAAUGUUUUGCUUUAUUAGCAGACGAAACAAUGGAUGUAUCUACAAAGGAACAACUUUCAAUUUGUAUAAGAUAUUUUGAUGAUGGUGAAAAAAAGAUAAGAGAAGACUUUCUUCAAUUUGUACAAGUUAAUGAUGUCAGUGGUAAAGGUCUUGCUGAUACUAUUUUAGAAAGUAUCUCAAGUUUUGGUAUAAACCCCAAAUUUAUGAUCGGCCAAGGUUACGACGGAGCUGCUGCUAUGAGCGGACAGUUUAAAGGUGUACAAACUAGAAUUCGUGAAAUUUAUCCACUAGCUUAUUACAUCCAUUGUAGCGCUCAUUGCCUGAAUUUGGUAAUUUCUGAUUCUUGUAAUAUCCCGGAAAUUCGUAAUACGAUAGGUACCAUGCAAUCAAUUUGUAAUUUUUUUGGAUACCCAAAACGACUUGAGGUGCUUCAAAGAUGUAUUAAAGAUUUGUUUCCUAGUUCUAAAGCUAGCAGGUUAAAACAAAUGUGUCCAACGCGUUGGGUACAGCGCCACGAUGCUGUUAUUUUAUAUGAAGAGAUGCAGCUCGCUGUAGUCAGUGCGUUAGAAAUAUUAUCUAAUAAUUCAAGUACUGGAUUUAUUGAAGAAUAUUCUUGGAUUUCUAGUAAUAUAUCAUCUCAGGCAGAUCAAUUAUUAUGUGCUAUUGAAAAAUUACAAUUUCAAGUUUCUCUUUACGUUUUAACUAAAGUCCUAUCUAUUAGUGUUGGUUUGAGUCGUAGUUUGCAACUAGAAAAUUCAGAUUUAAAAACUGCAUUAGAUGCUGCUUCAUGUGUUGAGAAUUUAAUUGAACAACUUCGUAUUAACAGUGAAAAUGAAUUUAUGAAAUUAUUUGAAACUGUUAAGAAAACUUGUGAACAAAUUGGUAUUUCUGAUUUUUCACUUCCAAGAAAAAUUAAUCGCCAAAAAACUAGGAAUAAUGUUCCAGCUGAAAAUGUUGAGCAGCAUUUUUUACGGUCAAUUUUUAUACCAUUUCUCGACACAUUUUUGCUCCAGCUUCGUGAAAGACUCACAUCACAUAAUACUAUUCUAAAAAACUUUUCCUGUUUGAUUCCUAAAACAAAAAACCCAUCAAAAGAACAAGAAAAAAGUUUUAUCGAUCUUCAUGAAACGUAUUCAUCUUUUAUUAAUAAAAGUAAAUUAAUGACUGCUGAAGAAUUCAAAUUAUGGUAUACAUUUGUGGAACAAAAUGAAAUGAAUCCAAAAAGUCCUAUAGAUGCUCUUAUUACAUGUGAUAAAAUAUUAUUUCCAACUAUUUAUUUAUUGUUAAAAAUAUUAGUAACAUUGCCCAUUACUACAUCAUCUGCAGAAAGAUCUUUCUCUACAUUACGUCGCUUAAAAACAUAUCUCCGUAAUACAAUAAGUGAGUCGCGAUUAAAUGGGUUAGCGUUACUAAACAUCCAUACAGAUAUAAGUGUAUUACCUGAAGAGGUUCUAAAUCACUUGGUUAAAUAUUCUAAUCGUAGAUUAAAUUUAAGACUGAAUCUAUAAUUUAUUAUAAAUAAAUAUAAUUCAUGAAUA
Messenger RNA from Sipha flava (yellow sugarcane aphid), 2862 nucleotides. Its product is annotated as 52 kDa repressor of the inhibitor of the protein kinase-like. The coding region runs from base 487 to 2832 and encodes 781 amino acids. Gene Ontology annotation, molecular function: protein dimerization activity. Lineage: Eukaryota; Metazoa; Arthropoda; Insecta; Hemiptera; Aphididae. The record is from RefSeq and is a predicted model, not a curated record. The transcript has 4 exons.